Messenger RNA from Oppia nitens, 1660 nucleotides. RefSeq names its product protein ST7 homolog. Bases 69 to 1580 code for a protein of 503 amino acids. Lineage: Eukaryota; Metazoa; Arthropoda; Arachnida; Sarcoptiformes; Oppiidae. Gene Ontology annotation, molecular function: protein binding. The record is from RefSeq and is a predicted model, not a curated record. The transcript is spliced from 8 exons.
UUAAAAAGUCUUUUAUUAAAUGAUGAGUUGUUUUCUUAACUAAACAACAGUUGUCUUCAAUCGAACCGAUGGCGUCGAUGUUCAUCAACACUUUGACCCCCAAGUUUUACGUGGCUUUGACCGGAACGUCUUCUCUUAUUUCGGGACUUAUUUUGAUCUUCGAGUGGUGGUAUUUCAGAAAGUAUGGCACGUCUUUCAUAGAACAGGUUUCACUCAAUCAUUUGAGUCCGUGGUUGGGCGGCGGUCAAGACGGCGGAGAAAACAAUAAUUCGAACCAAACMUCRAAYGGACAACAAAUCUCUUUAGAAUGCAAAGUCUGGAGAAAUCCUUUGUCUUUAUUUCGCGGAUCUGAAUAUCAACGCUUCGGAUGGACAACAAACAAGGAACCACUCACCUAUUAUGACAUGAAUCUCUCGGCUCAAGAUCACCAAACAUUCUUCACUUGUGAAGCAGAUGUCGGAAAACCAGAGUUCGAGAUAAUGCAAACGGCGUGGAGAGAACGCGAUCCUAUCGUUCGCAUUAAAGCCGCCAAAGAUGCCAUCGAAAAGAACGCCGACUGCGCACCCGCUUACAUACUGUUGGCCGAAGAAGAAGCGGCAACCAUUUUGGAAGCGGAGAAACUGUUGCGAACGGGUCUGAAAGCGGCCGAAUCUGCGUACCGAAAGAGUCAGCAAAACCAACAUCAAACGGCACUUCUUGAAAGUCUUCAUCGAAGAGAUACUAAUGUUUUGAUUUAUGUUCGACGAAGACUUGGGAUGUGUUGGCGUAAACUCGGGAAAUUGCGUGAAUCGACGAAAAUAAUGAGAGAUUUGAUUAAAGAGUUUCCUCUAAUGAAUGUCUUUAAUAUUCACGAAAACCUUAUCGAAGCUCUUCUCGAAAUGCAAGCCUAUGCAGACGUUCAGGCCGUUCUCGCCAAAUACGACGACAUCAAUCUUCCCAAAUCGGCCACCAUCUGCUACACGGCCGCUCUGUUGAAAGCGCGCGCCGUUUCCGACAAGUUUUCUCCAGACAUCGCUUCAAGACGCGGAUUAUCGACGGCAGAGAUGAACGCCGUCGAAGCCAUUCAUCGCGCCGUUGAGUUCAACCCUCAUGUUCCCAAAUAUCUGUUGGAAACCAAAAGUCUGAUCCUUCCUCCGGAACACAUUCUCAAACGCGGCGAUUCAGAGGCCGUCGCGUAUUCUUUCUUUCAUCUGAAUCAUUGGAAACGCGUUGAUGGCGCUCUUAAUCUUCUUCACUGCACGUGGGAGGGAACCUUCCGAAUGAUUCCAUAUCCGCUGGAAAAAGGCCAUCUCUUCUAUCCGUAUCCCAAUUGCACCGAAAACACAGACCGCGAACUUCUGCCGCUUUUCCACGACGUGUCUGUUUAUCCCAAGAAAGAACUUCCGUUUUUCAUCCUUUUUACGGCCGGUCUUUGUUCAGUAACGGCUUUAUUGGCUCUUCUUACGCAUCAAUAUCCCGAACCCAUGGGAUGGUUGGCCAAACUGAUGGUCAGUUGGUUGUCUCUUCCGUUGGGUUUUGUUGUCGACAAAAUGGAAGCAUUACUUCCAUCUUCGCUUUUGCAACAGUUGUCACGCAUUUGACAACUCUUUGGCCAAAAAAUCGUUUCGGAUUUUGAAUCAAUUGAUUUCAAUAUUAAUUUAUUAUCAGAUUUAGUGAUUGA